AUGGCCAAACUAGUCGCCAAGGACCCCCACGAACUUACUCAGUUCUGGAGCUUGACCUACCACUUGAACAGGUUCUACGCAAGAUUGCAUGGCUACCGAUUUCGCAGGCCCGACAUCAGCAACGAGGCCCUCUUCGAGAUGCUGCAUGACGGGCUCGAGCCUCCGAGGCGCGUGCAGUGGUCCAUCGUGCGCCUCAUACAGCAAGAGUUAGAAGACAGGACUUGUGAUUUCGUCGUGUGGAUGGACAGCGACGCAUACAUCGUCUCCUCGGAGCCACUGGAGACCGUUCUGGUGCAGAACGGUUUGUUGAACUCCUCUGACCCCAAUAGCUCCCGUGGUCGGCAACUUAGCCAGUGA
Molecule: messenger RNA, 357 nt
Organism: Symbiodinium necroappetens
Lineage: Eukaryota; Dinophyceae; Suessiales; Symbiodiniaceae
Source: the annotation of a GenBank genome assembly